AUGCCAAAGGCUCCUAAAUUGAAAUAUACGCCAGAAAAUCUCGAAGAAGCGAUAGCUGAACUACAAAACAAUGAAAAAAGAUUGUCAGAUCGGCAGAUAUGCCAAAAACAUGGUGUCCCAAGGACUACCCUCAGAGUUUACAAACAUAAGCCAGGCCACAAAACGAGUCUCGGACCUUCGCCUAUCUUGACUUUAGAAGAAGCUAUUCUCGAAGAUUGGAUUAUAUCUUCAGCACGAAAAGGUUUUCCAAAAAAUAAAGAUAACAUUUUAGAUAGCGUUCAAAAGUUUCUCAUCGACAACCCACGACCCAACCCAUUCCUUAAUAAUCGACCUGGUAUUGGAUGGUUGAAGGCUUUUUUAAAGAGACACCCUAGACUUAGUAUCAGAACUUCAGAAGGAGUGACGAAAGCGAGUUCAUGUGUGUCAGAAAAAGACAUACGAGGUUGUUUUGACGAAAUACGUCAGUACGCUGAAGAAAAAGGGUUAACUGAGAUUCUCAAUCAACCCAAUAGAGUUUUUAAUGCAGACGAGACCAACUUUCGAAUUUGUCAGAGCACAGGACUAGUUGUAGCAGAGAAAGGUUCAAAAAAUGUUUAUAACAUUGAAAACUCAAAUGCGAAAGAAUCAAUAACAGCUUUACUCAUGUCCUCGGCAGCAGGUGGCAUAUGUUGCCCAUUUAUUGUAUAUCCCUAUCAAAGACUACCAGAAAAAAUAUGCGAGUCUUUACCGGAAGAAUGGGGCAUUGGAAAAUCGGAAAAUGGCUGGAUGACUGCUGAAGUGUUUUAUGAGUUUAUUGCUAACGUUUUUCACCCAUAUUUAGUCUCCAAAUCCGUCGAAUUCCCAGUAAUACUAUAUGUUGAUGGCCACAAAACACAUUUAAAUUACCAUUUGAGCCAGUUAUGUACACAUCUCAAAAUUGAAUUAAUAGCACUGUAUCCCAACGCGACGAGGAUUAUUCAGCCAACUGACGUCUCUGCAUUUAGACUCCUAAAAGUAGGCUGGAGGAAGUACCUAAAGAAAAGGCAAUUAUUAAAUCAAAAUAAGGGGAUAACCAAACAAAAUUUUGCACAUAUCUUAAAUGAAGUACUUGCAGCAAGUUUGAGACCAGAUAUAUUGGUUAUCAGGCGUAAUGGUUUCAAGGCGUGUGGUAUCUGCCCGUUUGAUCCCAACGCUAUCAAUUAUUCAAAAUAUUUAGGCAAAAAUACUGUUCGACAUAAAGAUGCAUCUAACGAACUUUCCGAUACAGCAACAAUAACCUUUAAGUCAUUCAAAACCAUAGUUGGAUCUUCGCUUUGUAACAGAUUCCAAGAUGAGUCGUUCAGCACUACAGAAACGCACCUUAAUGUGAAAUAA
Parnassius mnemosyne (clouded apollo) is the source of this 1353-nucleotide messenger RNA. Lineage: Eukaryota; Metazoa; Arthropoda; Insecta; Lepidoptera; Papilionidae. The record is from the annotation of a GenBank genome assembly.